Messenger RNA from Pichia kudriavzevii, 2067 nucleotides. RefSeq lists its product as uncharacterized. The transcript has a single exon. The record is from RefSeq and is a predicted model, not a curated record. Bases 1 to 2067 code for a protein of 688 amino acids. Lineage: Eukaryota; Fungi; Ascomycota; Pichiomycetes; Pichiales; Pichiaceae. Gene Ontology annotation, cellular component: cytoplasm. Gene Ontology annotation, molecular function: alpha-1,4-glucan glucosyltransferase (UDP-glucose donor) activity. Gene Ontology annotation, biological process: glycogen biosynthetic process.
AUGACCAGAGAUAUCAAGAAUCACUAUCUGUUUGAAGUUGCAACUGAGGUUGCCAAUAGGGUUGGUGGUAUUUAUUCUGUCUUGAAGUCCAAGGCUCCAGUGACAGUUGCAGAAUAUAAAGAUAGAUACAUGCUUAUCGGGCCAUUGUCCUAUAAGAGCGCCUCUGUGGAAGUUGAAGAAUUACCCGUGACCAAUAAAGCUUUGAAGAAUACUUUAGAUUCCAUGGAGAGUAGAGGAAUUAGGUAUUUAUAUGGAAGGUGGUUGAUUGAAGGUGCACCUAGGGUUAUUCUAUUUGAUAUUGGUUCUGCUGCACACCAUCUGAAUGAAUGGAAAACAGACUUGUGGAACAUUGCUGCAAUUCCAACUCCUGAGUCCGACAUUGAAACUAAUGAUGCUGUUCUAUUGGGUUAUCUUACUGCUUGGUUUAUUGGCGAAUUCAGCGUCCAACAAACCGAAAAGGCAAUCAUCUUACAUGCUCAUGAAUGGUUGGCCGGUGUUGCAUUAACUCUUUGUAGACAAAGAAAAAUUGAUUGUUCAACUAUCUUCACAACUCAUGCCACCCUACUAGGUAGAUAUUUAUGUGCGGGUUCUGUGGAUUUCUACAAUAAUCUAGAUAAAUUUGAUGUGGAUCACGAAGCUGGUAAAAGAGGUAUUUACCAUAGAUAUUGUAUUGAGAGAUCUGCAGCACAUGCUGCCGAUGUCUUUACUACAGUCUCUCAUAUUACUGCUUAUGAAAGUGAACAUUUAUUGAAGAGGAAGCCUGAUGGGGUUUUACCAAACGGUUUAAACGUUGUAAAGUUUCAAGCUGUCCAUGAAUUUCAGAACUUACAUGCCGAAAAGAAGGAAAAAAUUAACGAAUUUAUUAGGGGCCAUUUCUACGGUCAGUUGGAUUUCAAUCUCGACAACACCCUUUAUUUUUUCAUUGCCGGUAGAUAUGAAUAUAGAAACAAGGGUUGUGACUUUUUUAUUGAGGCUCUAGCUAGAUUGAAUCACAAAUUGAAGGCAGUGAACUCGAAUAUGACCAUAGUAGCCUUCAUUAUUAUGCCUGGCAAAACAAAUUCCUACACAGUUGAGACGUUGAAAGGCCAAGCAGUUAUUAGGCAACUUGAAAAUACCGUCAAGGAUAUCCAAGAUGCAAUGAGUAAGAGAUUGCUUAAUUGGUGCCAAGAUCCCCACCAUUUCAAUGAUUCGAGUAAGACGGAGUUGCCUGAAUUGGAUGAUAUUCUUAAAUCUAGCGACAGAGUUUUAUUGAAGAGAAGAAUGAUUGCCAUGAAGAGAGACACAUUGCCAGCAAUUGUAACCCAUAACAUGGUUGACGAUGCAAAUGAUCCGAUAUUGAACCAGAUUCGGUCGUGUCAACUAUUCAAUAGGAAAGAGGAUAGAGUUAAAAUGAUCUUCCACCCGGAAUUUUUGAAUUCUUCAAAUCCAAUCUUACCUAUUGAUUAUGACGAAUUUGUCAGAGGUUGUCAUUUGGGAGUUUUCCCAUCUUAUUACGAACCUUGGGGAUACACGCCUGCCGAGUGUACAGUUAUGGGUAUUCCGUCCAUUACAACCAAUUUAUCAGGGUUUGGUUGCUACAUGGAAGAUCUAAUUGAAAAUUCCCAGGAUUAUGGAAUUUACAUUGUUGACAGAAGAAUGAAAUCUGUUGAUGAAUCUAUCAACCAGUUGACUGACCAGAUGUUUGAGUUUACCCUAAAGACUAGAAGACAAAGAAUCAACCAGAGAAACAGGGUUGAAAGGUUGAGUGACUUAUUGGAUUGGAAGAGAAUGGGCUUGGAAUAUGUCAAGGCCAGAAUGUUGUCCCUGAGAAGAGCGUAUCCUGAAAGUUACAACCAGAACAUCAAUCCCUUUGACAGCGACGAGAAGGUCAAGUUGACCAGACCGUUAUCUGUUCCAGGCUCUCCAAGGGACAACAAGUACGGUGCAAUGACUCCUGGUGAUUUGGGUACGUUACAGGAGAACAACGAUACCGACUAUUUCACCUGGUCUUUGAAGGAUGAGGAGGAAGAUGUCACUCUACGCGGUGCCUCGGUUGCACCCAGCGACCACGAGGAGUCUGACCAUUAG